UCGACGGCUGCCAGAGCAGCAUUGAGGCAGUUGCUUCCACUGGGACGAGACACAGUUUCUUCCCGCCGCCGCCGGCCAGUUGUGCACGGCUCCAGCUGAACGAGCGCGCGCCCUCCUUCCUUCAACCGCAUCUUCCCUCGGUGCGUCUCUCGUCUCCUCGGUCAGCUUUGUCGGCAACGCGCAGUGCUGCAGCAAUGGAUCUGCUGUGGGAGAAGGUGUUCUCCACGUACCAGUCUGUGGUGGCCAGCACGGACCCGCGGGUGAAGGGCUGGCCGCUCAUGGGCAGCCCGAUGACCAUGAUGUCCAUCAUCGCCGGCUACGUCUACUUCGUGAAGGUCUGGGGUCCCAACUGGAUGAAAGGCCGCGAACCGUUCAAGAUCAAGGGUGUCCUGGUCGCCUACAACCUCCUCAUGGUUGUGCUUAGCACACUUUUCUUCGUUGUCGGCGGCUCCUACACGUACCUGGGACCGUAUAACUGGUUCUGCCAGGCCGUCAGCUACGGAACCGACCCGGACUCGCUGGCUGUGACGACCCUUGGCUGGUGGUACCUGGUGAUAAAGAUGAUAGAGUUCAUGGACACGGUCUUCUUCGUACUUACCAAGAAGUUCUCGCACAUCUCGCUGCUCCACGUCGUGCACCACUCGACCGUCGCCUGGACUGUGUGGAUGGGCGUCAACUUCGGAGCCGGCGGCCAGAACGCCUUCUUCCCUUUCAUCAACUGCUUCGUGCACAUUGUGAUGUACACCUACUACUGCCUGGCUGCCAUGGGACCCGAGGUGCGGAAAUACCUGUGGUGGAAGCGCUACCUCACCCAGUUCCAGAUGGUCCAGUUCGUUAUCGGCUUCGUGCACGCAGCCAUUCCAGUCUUCUACGACUGCGGCUUCCCUCCCUACUUCGCGUACAUCCUCAUGGGUGAGGCCGUCCUGCUCUUCUUCAUGUUCCGCAACUUCUACAACAAGGCCUACAAGGCUUCCCACACGGCACGCAGCCUACAGCAGCAGCAGCAGCGAAACGGUCACGUUAAGACGGCAGUGACGGCGGGUGCCGACGGCUCGCAAACCAAACUGGACUGAUGACGUCACCAGCGUCGGAUCACGGGCUAUUCCGUAUCGGAACGGGCCGAUGACCGAACGCCUCCACCUUUCAACGCCUGGUGGGCACAUAAUUUCGAACCCAGGACGACGAAGCGACGCUGAGCUGUCAAAACAAACUGUUCGUUGUUUCUCUCGGCGCCGCCUCGCAAUAAGCCUAGUCAGCAAGCGACGUCCCUUCAGGACGCCCUCAUCCACUAGCCGCUAGAUUGCCUGCGUAGCGGCGAAGACGGCGGCGACUUCCAGUGGAUUCUCAAGUUCUUCUGGACGUUUCCGGCAAGUCUCGGCAUUCCAGUCAGGACUGAUCGUUUGCUGUGUUUUCUUUUCUUGUCGUUUGUGUCACGUAGUGAUUCAGCGGUUCCCCUCACUAGCAUUCCAUUGUCGGGGCAGUCAGCGUCUCUUGUUAAGGCCGCCGAAUCUGCCAUUGACUCGUAUUUAUGUUUCCCCUGUUCUAUGGCAGAUCACCCGGCUACCUGAUUGGGUGGGAGUGCCCUCCCGUAUUUUUCUUGUGAAGACAAAUUUCGCAAGGCCUCCCACGUAUCUCGGAUGUCACGCUGUUUUUUAACUCCUCUCCUGCAAAGAGAUGCUGCUCAAUCUUGUGACGAGGCCAAACAAAUCGUGCAUAGCUUGAGACGUUGUUCCCUGCAAUUCCCAUGUCGUACGGCAAACGGCAUACCCAACUUCGUCUAACCAGCGAAGCUGCGUCCUAGUAUGCUAGUUUCUAUUGCCAAUCACGUUGUCCUCAAGGGCGGUACAAAACGUUGUCUCAAAUUUGUAUUUUCUGUGCAGUCUUGAAUUCGCUCAGUUCUUCGCCCUUAAACUGAACCCACACAGUGAUCGCUCACUGCUUCAUGUAAAAUUUCUUCCCCCAAACGCCCUGUAAAUAUUGUCCAUUCCUCAUCGUCAUCUGUCGUCGAUGUAUUAGAAACCACAACUGUUUGCAAUAAACUGCUGUAUCAUUGUUACAAA
Molecule: messenger RNA, 2060 nt
Organism: Dermacentor andersoni
Lineage: Eukaryota; Metazoa; Arthropoda; Arachnida; Ixodida; Ixodidae
Product: very long chain fatty acid elongase AAEL008004-like
Biological process (GO): fatty acid elongation, polyunsaturated fatty acid; fatty acid elongation, monounsaturated fatty acid; fatty acid elongation, saturated fatty acid
Cellular component (GO): endoplasmic reticulum membrane
Molecular function (GO): fatty acid elongase activity
Source: RefSeq, a predicted model, not a curated record